This is a messenger RNA of Topomyia yanbarensis, 969 nucleotides long. Its product is annotated as pre-mRNA-splicing factor Syf2. The record is from RefSeq and is a predicted model, not a curated record. The transcript has a single exon. Bases 100 to 819 code for a protein of 239 amino acids. Gene Ontology annotation, cellular component: post-mRNA release spliceosomal complex; Prp19 complex; catalytic step 2 spliceosome. NCBI's taxonomy places the organism in Eukaryota, Metazoa, Arthropoda, Insecta, Diptera, Culicidae.
AUUAUUGUUUUGUGUUUUUCUUUCAAUCCUUUUCUCAAUCGAUCGGAACUUGUUUUUAUUAAUUUCUUCUGUUGGUUUUGUGUAAAACCCUUUCCCAUCAUGGAACCAUCCAGUACGGCGACGUCAACCACUAUGGAAAAACCAGCAGCGAAGACUUUCGCCGAAAAACACGCGGAACGGAUGGAGCGCUUGCGAAAAUUGCACAUGCAGCGGAACGAAGCACGGAACUCUAACCACCAGGAAGUAGUCGCCGAGGACGAACGGAAAAAGCUUCCGACCAACUGGGAGGCACGGAAGCGACAAGCCGACUGGCUUAUCGAUGACAGCAAAGCAAAGGCGGAAGCAGAAGCCAAAGGAUUGGAUUAUAAUCGAGUUAAAAUGAUGAAAAUUUCUGCAGCUGAAGCGGACAGAUUCGACAAGCUGAAAGCGAAGAAAAGGAAUGCUGAUCCGGGAUUUUCUGACUAUGAAGCUCAGACAGCCAGGCAGUACAACCGGCUUAUUAAAACCAUGGAGCCAAGGGAUUUGGUGAAGUAUGAGGAGCAGAAGGAAAAGUAUGGUGAUGCGUUUUAUGGAGGGCCGAAUGUGGUAUUGCAGGGAAUGCAUAAAGACUCACCGAAGGCUGUGGAUAAAAUGGUAAAAGAUUUGGAGCAGCAAAUUGAUAAAAGGAAGAAGUUCUCACGUAGAAGAACACACAAUGACGAUGCCGAUAUUGAUUACAUCAAUGAAAAGAAUGCUCGGUUUAACAAGAAGCUGGAACGGUUUUAUGGAGAGCACACGACAGAGAUUAAGCAGAAUUUGGAACGGGGAACGGCGAUCUAAAAAGAUGUUUUAUUUUUAUCUAAAAUAUUUCUCGUAAAUCAUGUAACGGGAGAAGCUUGCAAAUGUAAUGGGGUAAUACAUGUUCACCUAUUGUAAAAAGUUUCCCAGUGUGUCAUUUAACUGCUAUACAAUAAAAUGAUGCCCAACUGA